AUGACUGCGACCUCCGAAAUGGGUACUGUGCGACGCCUAGGUCUCUUAGAGGCUGGCUCGGCUGCUUUUCACCUGAUGGGCUUAUAUCGCUCAGUGGUGGUAUCUGCAACAUACAGUAUUCCCUCACGCGAGCAGUCCAAAGAAGCCAUACUCGCGGCUUUGGGAUCCUUAAUUACCGAGAACCCUAUGCUGCGGGUUGGUAUCAAAGAUGAAGGCAGUACUGUUGCCUACUUCACUCAUAUCACUGAGAUGAAGCUCGAUGACUUCGUCGAGUUCCGCACUUCUGCCACUACUUCUGAUCUCGACUUCCGUAAAGAAGUUGGAGAUUUGCACUGCUGGUGCCAUGAUCAGAUUUUCCAGGAUGUUGAGACAAGGCCACCGUGGAGGGUGUUUGUUCUUCGAUCAGAACAGCAAUCGCCGGCUUUUGAGGCCGUUGUUUUUGCCUAUCAUCAUUCCCUCAUGGAUGGGAUGAGUGGCCGAUUGUUCCAUGAGAAACUACAUGCAAAGCUAAACUCGCUGCCUCCUAAUCCAACGGCGCCAGGCGUUCUGUCUUUCCCCGAGUGUCCGGAGCUGCCUGGACCGCAAGACGAUGUCAUCGACUAUACGACCACUUUUGCUCAGCGAUUCUCGAGCCUGUUGAAUUGGAUGCGGCCUUCGUUUCUUACACCUACUCACGAAAUCUGGUCUGCUGAACCCAUCGAGUUCAGUCGCCCUCACAAGACUCGGUUGGCUACUGUGGAUAUUCCACCCGCUGCAGUGCUGAGUGUUCUCGAGGCGACUCGUUCCUAUAGAACAUCUUUUACAGGCCUACUACAUGCUCUUGCACUUUCAUCGCUAUCUCGACGUGUUCCCGACGCACCAGGUUUCACGUCUUCAACGCCUAUAAGCAUGCGUCCAUACAUCUCACCCACCGCCGACCCUGCUCUUAAAGAGGCAUUGUUUGGAUGCGUAACUGGUACUGCACACGAACACCCUUUCGCAGAAAUUGAAGCUUUCCGAAACGCAACAGACGAGACACUUGACGAUCUAGUCUGGUCAUAUGCACGAAAGAUAAAGGAGGAACUCAGAGAAAAGAUAUCUACACUCCCGGCCACCGACAGCCUUAAGGCACUCAGCAGCAUCACAGACUGGACCGACUUCUUAGUUGAAAGAGAUGGAAAUAAGCGUAGAAGAACCUGGGAGGUCAGCAACGUCGGUAUACUGCCACAGGCUGCCGAAAAUGAACCUGACAAGAGGACUAUAUCGCAUGCAAUGUUUACGAACGGACCUAUGAUCUCUAGCGAUCCGAUAAGUAUUAGCGUUGUGAGUGUCAAGCAUGGGAUGCUGACUUUGGGAAUAACGUGGAAUGAUGGCAUUGUAGAUGACAAGAUUAUGGAGGGUUUGAGAGGGGAUCUGGAGGCUUGUCUGAAGCAAUUACAUGAGGAGGGCGACUUGGGUAUGCACUUGUUGUAUGAGGAGGACUCUGACGAGGACACUGAGGAGGACUCUGACAAGGGUUCUGAGAAGGGCUUUGGGGAGGGCUCUGAGGAGGACUUUUCAGCAAAAGAAUAG
This is a messenger RNA of Fusarium pseudograminearum CS3096, 1551 nucleotides long. RefSeq lists its product as uncharacterized. The coding region runs from base 1 to 1551 and encodes 516 amino acids. Lineage: Eukaryota; Fungi; Ascomycota; Sordariomycetes; Hypocreales; Nectriaceae. Gene Ontology annotation, molecular function: N-acetyltransferase activity. The transcript is spliced from 2 exons. The record is from RefSeq and is a predicted model, not a curated record.